UUCUCUCCCUCCAGUGGUGAAAAAUAAAACAAACUCUUAUUCAACACGCACCUUCAUGUCAACUUCAACUAACAUCAACCUCCCCGCUGAGAACAGCACUCCCCCCCUCUCCCCUCCGCCCUCUGAUGACCACCGGGCUGGUAACGACAAUACCCCUCCCAUUGAGGCUGAAGCACCAGACACUCUAUCGGAUGCAGGAGCAACUACAAAAGCGACUGGAAAAGCACCCAGCCGCUUCGACUUCCGCAAGGAAUCAGUUCCGGAGUUGAUUCUCCUGCGUGCUCUGUCAUUGCAUCGACCAUUUAUUGCGCCUCAUGGAAGCGUAGUCGAAACUUGGGGCAAAGUAGUGGACUAUCUUCACGAGUCAGACAGGGUUGAGCGACCGACAAAGCCCUUCUUCACAAACGUGAAGCCACGGACUUGCAAGCUAACGUGGGAGCGACUGGCAGAGGAGCAAAAAAAAUAUGAGGCCUAUCUGGAAGCCGCCACUGGAAUCGCACCUGAGGAGACAGAGCGACGGCAAUUGAUGGAAGAACUCUACCGUCUCAAGCUAGCAAACAAUGAAGCUACAGUCGAAGCCAGACAGGAUCGGACGCGGCAACAAGAAAAUGCUGUUGAAGAGAGAAGGCUUGGCCAGCUGCUCCUGGAUGCGGCCGAGUCUGCGGAGCUGAGACCUCGGAUUGUUUCCGAUAGCGAUAGUGCCGCUCCCCCCACUAGGUACAGCAAGAAGCGGAUCACCAUACAACAAAUCGAAAAACAACAACAGGAGGCUAUUGCACAAGUGAAAGAACAGCGCGAGCUCAUGGCACAACAGGUGGCAUUGCAAAAGGAAGACAUGGAACAUCGAAAAAUGCACGCUCAGCGACAGGAGGAAAAAGAAGCAGCCAGAGAUGUACGACAAGAGCAGAGAGAACUCGACAAAGAGGAACGGUAUGCCACAAGGAAAGAGGAAAAAGAGACGAGAAGGUUGGAAUGGGAGCGCGAGAAGCAAAGACAAGAAGAUAUUAGGGACAGGGAGCGACUAUCCCGACAGGAGGAUCUCGACGAGCGACGGCACAAGGAAGUUUUGGAGAUCUUCAAGCAGCAAUCAUCCACAACUCAACUUCUUGCCCAAGUGAUUAUAAACAUGCAGCAAAAGGCGUGAAUCAACUAUAUAUACCUUUCAACCUCUUAUGCACAUCAAUAAAGAAUGGUUUACCUGCUAAGAUACGUGGCAGCAGAGGGGC
Molecule: messenger RNA, 1226 nt
Organism: Gamsiella multidivaricata
Lineage: Eukaryota; Fungi; Mortierellomycota; Mortierellomycetes; Mortierellales; Mortierellaceae
Exons: 1
Coding region: 56-1144 (362 amino acids)
Source: RefSeq, a predicted model, not a curated record